GAUCUAGCUACAUGUGUUGGAUUUACAGUGGUGGCAUACCCAUAUCUAACACCAUCUCGGCUUUCAAACAGUGAAUACAAAACCUAAUGCAGGAUUACUACAAAAGUGGACGAAUGCUUGUGAAAUUGGCUGAGGCAAUAGGACGACUUGUUUUAGCUGGCAGGGAGCUGACAAGAUUAGCUGGUUUUACUGCCCGAGUUCAGGAACUCUUAGCCGUCCUUAAAGAUUUGAAUACUGGGAAAUAUCAGCGUACAAUGCUGGAAAGCAAAUCCUCCAAUGGUGAGUAUCAUAAUGUGAUAAAAUGGUUAUCAGUAUGCAGUCUUAAAGAUGGAAAGGGCAGUACAUAUGAUGCAUUUUUCCUCAACUUUAAUUGUUACUAGCAUACAUUACUAAGU
Molecule: messenger RNA, 395 nt
Organism: Homarus americanus (American lobster)
Lineage: Eukaryota; Metazoa; Arthropoda; Malacostraca; Decapoda; Nephropidae
Product: ATP-binding cassette sub-family D member 3-like
Exons: 2
Coding region: 87-380 (97 amino acids)
Source: RefSeq, a predicted model, not a curated record